AUGCUCUUUAGCAAAUAAAUCUAGAAAUUCUUAAAGUCAUUCAUUCCUGCUAAGUUAUACCACAGAACUAUGUACAACACUUAAUGCGGAUUUAAAAACUUGAACUCUUCACAACAGAAUCAAGGUUAAGAGUUAAAAUUAAUGAUCAAUGAUGUCUACUAAAGAGCUUAUGAAUCUUUUUUAGAUGAAAACUAUGAAGAAAGUGCUAAGAGCUUCAAGUAGCUCAAGAAAUUAGAUCCUCAUAAUAUCCAUAAUCAAAUCAAUUAUAGCAUAGCUCUAUAAAAAUCUAACAAACCAUAUGACGGUCUUAAAGCUAUUAAGAAAGCCCUAUCUAUGAUUGAUGGCAAUUAAAACAAAGGUUAGCAAUAAAACAAUUAACAAGAUACUUCUGUUUUAUAGCAAAAUAUAAUAGCUCCUAAUCCUUUUCUUAAAUCAUCUGCCUUAGCUGUUAAAGCUUAAUGCUUGGCUUCUUUAAAUUAAAUUGAUGAUGCUAUCAAAAUUUACGAAGAAGCAGCAAGUCUUAACAACCAAUAAUACCUAUCUUUAGGUAAUUUCUGUUUUGAAUAGAAAAGACUUCAUAAAGCUCUUGUCCAUUUGUUAAAAGCAGCUAGCACUAAAAACUAAAGUCUAAACGAAGUUAUGAUUAGCAUUAUUAAAACGCUUUACGAAUUGCGUUUAUUUAAAGCUUGCUUUGAAUUAUCUGAAAAAUACCUAUUUAUUUUUCACAAUCAGUAUGAAGGUAUGUAUUUUGCAGGAAAAUCUUGCUAUCAACUCAAUAAUAAAGAAAAAGCUAGAAAAUAUCUAGAAAUGGCUGUCGUUGUAGCUCCUCAAUAAUUUGAACCAGUGAUUGCCCUCUCAAAAUUAUUAAGAGAGCAAGGAGAAUGCUAAGAAGCUCUUAACAUCUUGUAAAAAUUUUUGAAUUACGAUUGCUCUUAAGCAGAGAUCUACCUGGAAGCUGCAGAGAGUCUAAUAAAAUUAAAUAGAAAAGACAAUUUAAUUGAUUAUUUGUAAUAAUCUUUGAAAUUAAAUUAAAAAUGCUUAAGGACUCACAUAUUGCUAGGAGAAAAUUUAACUAAUUUACAAGAAAAGAUCAAGAUUAUUGAUAUAGGGUUAAUCUACUUUCCUGACUCUCAUGAGCUUCAUUUCCUGAAGAGCACUAUUCACUAAUAACUAAAUAACACAGCUCUUUAGAUUAGAGAAUUAGAAAAGUGUCUUUCCUUGUUAGAAUAAAAUAGAAAUAAUAACUAAGUAGAAUGCUAAUAUUCAUUUAAAUAUCCGUAACAGCUAAUCUAGGCGAUUACUUGCAAGCUUUAGGAAGAAUAAAUUAACCCUAAUGAGCAACUUGAAUUGUAAUCUAAAUUAAAUAAAAUUAAAUUGCAAUAUGAGAGCUACUUUUAAGAAAAAACAAUUAAUUAGAAAAUACUUUCUGCCUUGGAGGUAAAAAACAGUAGCACUGACCUUUCAACAUUACUUUUAAACUAAACUGAUUUGAUUCACUUAGUUAAAGCAAUAAAUAAAAUUAAUUUGCAAGGAGGAAUCCACUUUUUAGUUGGAUUGGAAUAUGCUAAAAGGAAUUAACACUAACAAUCCCAGCAUAAUUUAGAAUAAAUUGAAAUGUUUGAGUUACCAUUAGAAUCUUAGAUAAUAAUAAAUUUCUUGCAAUUUCAUAAUUUAUUUGAAUAACAAGAUUAUUAAAGAUCCCUCGAAAAAAUAAAUGUUAUCUAAAAAUAACUUGAGUCUAAUCGUUUGUCAGAGUAACUAAUAGCCGAUCUUAAGCAAAUGGCAAAAGAAACAAAUCUAGGAAAGUCAUUUACAUAAAUGGAAGGAUUGUAAGACGUCAAAUAGUUUUGCUAAGAACAAAUAGAAACACUGGCAAUAACAAUGAAGUUGAAGCAAGUAUUUCCUUAAUUUUGA
Tetrahymena thermophila SB210 is the source of this 1914-nucleotide messenger RNA. Its product is annotated as tetratricopeptide repeat protein. Lineage: Eukaryota; Ciliophora; Oligohymenophorea; Hymenostomatida; Tetrahymenidae. The record is from RefSeq and is a predicted model, not a curated record. The transcript has 2 exons. Gene Ontology annotation, molecular function: protein binding.